GGCAGCAGCGGGGGUGGGACGGGGGCGGCGGGAGCCGGCGAGGGGGUCGGCCCGUCCGAGCUUUCCUGGGCGCCGGCUCCGCCCCUCGACCCUUGGGGCCCAGGUGGGGCGCAGACCCCGUGGCUCCCCGCGGAGGCCACACGCCUGGCUCCGCCCCCGGUGCCUCCCCCAGGAAGGAGCGACGUCCCCAGGCGCCGGGUUCGGACAGCGCCGCGCAGCCCCCGCGCACCCCGCGCCCCCCGGGCCCGCCCCGUAUCCCUGACCGCGUCCCCUGGAGACACUGCGGCAGCGGCGGGCGGGCGGGGGCGGGCGAGGGCCGGGCGCGUCUCCAUGGAGCCAGGGCGCGCGUAGCCGAGCCCAGCCCAGCCCAGCCGGAGGCCCCGGGGGCGGUGCGCGGCGCGGCCGCAGGAUGCAGGCCAUGGACCCGGCCGCGGCGGAUCUCUACGAGGAGGACGGCAAAGACCUGGACUUCUACGACUUCGAGCCGCUGCCCACCCUCCCCGAGGACGAGGAGAACGUGUCUCUGGCUGACAUCCUCUCCCUGCGGGACCGUGGCCUCAGCGAGCAGGAAGCCUGGGCCGUGUGCCUGGAGUGCAGCCUGUCCAUGCGGAGCGUGGCCCACGCCGCCAUCUUCCAGAGCCUGUGCAUCACGCCCGACACCCUGGCCUUCAACACCAGCGGGAACGUGUGUUUCAUGGAGCAGCUCAGCGACGACCCUGAGGGUGCCUUCGUUCCCCCCGAGUUCGACGUGACCGGGAAUACCUUUGAGGCGCACAUCUACUCUCUGGGGGCCACGCUGAAGGCCGCCCUCGAGUACGUGGCAGAGCCCACACUGGAACCCAGGCUGAGCCAAGACCUCGAGGCGCUGCUGAGCCGGAUGCAGGCGGAGGACCCCGGGGACCGGCCGGACCUCGAGAGCAUCAUCGCGCUGUGUGAAGAGAAGCUGCAGCUCACAUCCUCCUGUCGCAUGUGCCGGAGCCUCUCUGCUGUGGGGAGGAGGGUUCUCUCCAUCGAGUCCUUCGGAGCGCUGCAGGAUGUCAGCGAGAGCAGCUGGCGGGAGAGACCUGCCCCAGGAAACGCUGGGCCCAGGAGGCCGCCCGGGGACCCCAGCACUGACCCAGAGGUUCUGCCAACCCCCGAAGGCCCAGAGUCUGAGACCAGCCGGGGCCCCAGAGCCUCCCCAACAAAGGCUCUGCUGUCCACCCCGGUGAGAAAUGGCGAGAGCCACAGCCGGGAGGGGCUGGCCGGCCUCGUCCUGGAUGCCGAGCGCACCCUCGGGGAGCUGGACAGAGACGCCCUCAGGAGAAGCCGCCUGCGGAAGGUGCAGACGUUCCCUAGGCUGCUGUCCGACAGCCCCGAGGCCACCCUCUGCCUGCCGCUGACCCGCGGGAAAAGCCAGCUGCCCAUGUCAGAAUUAUUCUCUCCAGACCCCAGGAAGGCUUUUCUGGACAGGAAAAAUGGCCUUUCUAGCUUCCAGGCUCAGCCCAAAUGCAGGCUGUGGCCGGAGCAGGAGCCGGAACACCAGCUGGGACGGGUUCCCUGUGCAGGCCGCAGCGCGGACAGGGGCCCUGGGGUGCCCGGCAGUCCAGGACAGCCCGAGACUUCACACCCCAGCCAGGGGCCAGCAGAGGCCAGACCCCCACCCUGCCCUGCAGACCCUCGAGAUGCUAGCGGCGAAGCCCAGACUCCCAGGGACGAUGAGAGAAUUCCAGAAGGAGCCAGGCAGCUGGAAAGUGCAGCCGCGGAGCAGUGGGUGUCCCUGCAGGAACUCCUGUCCCAGCUGGGCCGGCCCUUCCGGGAGUACGAGCUGUGGGCCCUGUGCCUGGCCUGCCUCCGCGCACUGCAGACACGCCCUGAGCACCCAGCCUACCUGUGUCUGGACUCCGUGCUGGUUGCUGAGGAUGGGGCUGUGCUCUUCCAGCCACCCCCUGCCAACGGUUCCUAUGACUCGUUCUUUCUGGCUCCUGAGCUGGCAGAGGAGAGGCUGGUAACUGAAAAGGCCUCUGUGUACUGUGUGGCCGCCGUUCUGUGGACCGCAGCCAAGUUCAGCGUCCCCCGCAACCACAAGCUGGCCCUGCCACGCAGGCUCAAGACCCUCCUCCUGGACAUGGCCAGGCGCAGUGCCCCGGAGCGGCCGUCCGCGGCUGAGGCCAUCAAGGUGUGCGGCAGCUACCUCCUCCAGCGAGGCAUGGACAGCCGGAAAAUCCUUGCCCACCUCAGAGCUUCCAUCUGCCAGGUGUACCAGGAGGAAGAGACCAUCAGCCUCCAAAACGCCUUCUCAGUGGUUGAACUGAAGCCCAGUGUGGCACCAGCCCCAGAGCCCAGCCCAGGCUUCCUGCCGGUGAACAGCGACACCGGGCUUGUGGCUGUGCCAGGGCCCGUGCCCAGCCAGCACCCCUGCGGUGAAGAAGCCACCCAGCUGCCUGCGGCGUUCACCUCCGAGGCCACGCACUUCAAGCCCAUUGUCCUCGCACAGGACGCAAGUGUGGCCAGGGACCAGCCUGCCUUGGCCCAGGAGGAGUCCGAGGAGAGGGGCGGCCAGAGGGAGGGAGAAGGUGAGGAGAAGCUCUCCCCGGAGGCCCACGCUGGGUCCCCCAGCCUGAAGACACCUGAUGGGCCGGUGCCUGGCCCGGGGCCACAGGGAGCAGCCCCAGAGCCUCUUGGGGCGUCAGUGCAGCGUGACUCAGCCCAGGGCCGCCCCUGCCCUCCACCCCAGGCCCCAGCAAACCAGCCAGAGGGGGCCUCAUCGGCAGCUCCCGGCUCUCCAGUCCCCGCCCCGCCCACGAAGGCAUCUGCGCUGCCCGUAGAGCAAGGGCCGGCUGAGCCGAUCCCACCUGGAGUUGCUUCCGGGGGCCUCAGGCCCGACGCCCUGGGGCCCACCACGGCCCACCACGGCCCACGCCACCCGCCCAAGCCCCCACGAAGCAAGGCCACCGAGCGCCCGGGCCGGGAGCCAGAGGGCCCCGGGGCCACCCCUGCCGGGGAACGUGAUGACCAGAGCCCAGACAGUGUCCCAGAGAGGCCACGGCCCGCAGACCGGAGGCUCUGUCUGCCCUGCGUGGACGCCUCGCCACUCCCAGGGAGGACGGCCUGCCCGUCGCUGCAGGAGGCCACGCGCCUCAUCCGGGAGGAAUUUGCCUUCGAUGGCUACCUGGACAAUGGGCUGGAGGCUCUGAUCAUGGGGGAGUACAUCUUCGCCUUGAAAGAUCUCACCUUUGCCACUUUCUGUGGCGCCAUUUCCGAGAAGUUCUGUGACCUGUACUGGGAUGAGAAGUUGCUGCAGAACCUCUUUAAGGUGGUCAACGGGCAGGCGUCACCCUCCCCAAGCACGGAGGAGGAGGCUGGGUCACAGCUCGAGGGCAGCCAAAGCCCCCGCUCCCCGUCCAGCAAGAGGCCGUCGCUGCACCGCCUGGGAAAAGAGAAGCCAGCCAUGGCCAGGACCAGCAGCAGGGUCCCCUGCUCACCCACCUCGGUGUCGGAUGUGGACUCGGACGCACUGUCACGGGGAAACUUCGAGGUGGGGUUUCGGCCUCAGAGGUCCGUAAAAGCCGAGAGAGCGCAGCAGCCUGAGGCUGGCGAGGACAGACGGCCAGCUGGCGGGGCCUCAGACGUGGAGGCAGUGACCCGACUGGCCAGGUCCAAGGGGGUCGGCCCAGCCUUGUCCCCCGGCCCAGCCGGAUUCCAGAGCUGCAGCCCCGGCUGGUGCAGCGCCUUCUACGAGGCCGACUGCUUUGGGGCCGACGUCCACAACUACGUGAAGGACCUGGGGCGGCAGCAGGUGGACGGGGCCCUGCCCGACGCCCAGAGCCCGGAGCUGGAACAGCAGCUCAUGAUGGAGAAAAGAAACUACCGCAAGACCCUGAAAUUCUACCAGAAACUCUUACAGAAGGAAAAGAGGAACAAAGGUUCCGACGUCAAGACCAUGCUGUCCAAGCUGAAAGGGCAGCUGGAAGAAAUGAAAUCCAGGGUGCAAUUCCUCAGCUUGGUCAAGAAGUAUCUGCAGGUCAUGUACGCAGAACGCUGGGGCCUGGAGCCCUGCGCCCUCCCGGUGAUCGUGAACAUCGCGGCCGCCCCCUGCGACACGCUGGACUUCAGCCCCCUGGACGAGUCCUCCUCGCUCAUCUUCUACAACGUCAACAAGCACCCGGGCGGCCGGCAGAAGGCCCGCAUCCUGCAGGCCGGCACGCCGCUGGGGCUCAUGGCCUACCUGUACUCCAGCGACGCCUUCCUGGAGGGCUACGUGCAGCAAUUCCUCUACACCUUCCGCUACUUCUGCACACCCCACGACUUCCUGCACUUCCUCCUCGACCGCAUCAACAGCACGCUGACCAGGGCCCACCAGGACCCCACCUCGACCUUCACCAAGAUCUACAGGCGGAGCCUCUGCGUCCUGCAGGCCUGGGUGGAGGACUGCUACGCCGUGGACUUCUCUCGGAACAGCGGGCUGCUGGGGAAGCUAGAGGACUUCAUCUCCUCCAAGAUCCUACCCCUGGACGGCUCUGCCAAGCACCUGCUGGGCCUCCUGGAGGUGGGCAUGGACCGGCGGGCCGAGGGCAGCCCUCGCGGCACAGACCUGGAGAACCCCAGGGAGGCCGAGGAGGAUGCCAGACCCUUCAACGCCCUCUGUAAGAGGCUCUCAGAGGACGGCAUCUCCAGGAAGAGCUUCCCCUGGAGGCUGCCCCGAGGCAACGGGCUGGUGCUGCCACCACACAAGGAGCGCCCGUACACCAUUGCCGCGGCCCUGCCCAAGCCCUGCUUCCUCGAGGACUUCUACGGCCCCUGCGCCAAGACCAGUGAGAAGGGGCCCUACUUCUUGACGGAGUACAGCACUCACCAGCUCUUCAGCCAGCUCACGCUGCUACAGCAGGAGUUGUUUCAAAAGUGCCACCCGGUCCACUUCCUGAACUCACGGGCUCUGGGCGUCAUGGACAAGAGCACUGCCAUCCCCAAAGCCAGCUCUUCUGAGUCUCUUUCGGCCAAAACCUGCAGCUUAUUUCUGCCCAAUUACGUUCAGGACAAGUAUCUGUUACAGCUUCUAAGAAACGCAGAUGACGUCAGCACCUGGGUGGCUGCAGAGAUUGUGACCAGCCACACCUCCAAGCUGCAGGUGAACUUGCUGUCCAAAUUCUUGCUGAUUGCAAAAUCUUGCUAUGAGCAGAGAAACUUCGCAACAGCCAUGCAGAUCCUGAGCGGGCUGGAGCACCUGGCCGUGAGGCAGUCCCCUGCCUGGAGAAUUCUGCCUGCAAAGAUAGCAGAGGUCAUGGAGGAGCUGAAAGCCGUGGAGGUCUUCCUGAAGAGCGACAGCCUGUGUCUGAUGGAAGGUCGGCGCUUCCGGGCGCAGCCCACCCUGCCCUCGGCCCACCUCCUGGCCAUGCACAUCCAGCAGCUGGAGACAGGCGGCUUCACCAUGACCAACGGGGCCCACAGGUGGAGCAAGCUCAGGAACAUCGCGAAGGUGGUGAGCCAGGUGCACGCGUUCCAGGAGAACCCUUACACCUUCAGCCCCGACCCCAAGCUCCAGUCGUACCUCAAGCAGAGGAUUGCCCGCUUCAGCGGUGCCGACAUUUCCACACUCGCCGCAGAUAGCAGGGCCAACUUCCACCAGGUCUCCAGCGAGAAGCACUCACGGAAGAUUCAGGACAAGCUACGGAGGAUGAAGGCUACAUUCCAGUAGCCGAGCUCGGGCCUGGUGUGGAAUUCCAGAUCCGAAUCCAACUGUGGGGGGCGGGCCGGGAGGUAGGAGCCGCGUCUCAGGCCCGGCCGUUAUCGAGGCCCCUCCGCCCCCGAACCCUGGGGAGCUGGACCAGGAGGUGGAGGCUCAGGGGACCCCAUGGGGACAGGCAGAGCUGGUCUCCUCCCAGCAGACGGAGCCAGGACGGGCACAAGAGUCUUGGAGGUUUGCGUGUUUCUGCUAGAAUUAAAAAGUUAAAUUUAAAAAUGAAAAUGAAAGACAGCUUCCCAGGAGUUUUGUGCCUGUCUGCGCCUCUCACGCACAGAUAAGUGGCUCUUACCCAGCUCUCAGCGACUCCCCCACAAAACAGCAACAGCCUCCACCGCCGACUCAACAAACUUCAAAGUAGCUCCUCCCUGAGCAGCUUUCUGAGCCAGCCUCGGUUGGCUGAGCAACGAAGGGCCAAAGCUGACCUCUGAGUGGCCAACUGCAGCUCCCAGGGACUCCGAGACCUCCCGUCCGAGACCCUGCCUGGGUUCACCCCCGACAACCCAGACCCAGAACCCCUCUCCCCUUCCCUGCCCAGUGCUCCUCCUCCCCAGCCCAGACCCCCAGGUGCCCAAGGCCUGCUGCUGGAGCAGGCACCUUGGGCUGGGCCUGCUCCCCCAGGGCCCAGGGCCCCCCAGCUUAGAACAGCCCUUGGUGAGGUGGUCGUGCCCGGGCAAAGGCCCUGCUUCCUGGAAAGGACACUCAGAGCAGCUCCAAGACAGAGGCUCUGUGGCGGGGGUCCCUGAGAGUGUCCCCCCCAUCUCAUGCCCCGGGGGCCGCGGCUACCCACCGCCUCCAGCAGCCAUGCAUGUGCGCCCGCAGCCCUGCCUCCACAGCUCGCCACUCACUCACGCUUCGCCAGAGACAGGAAGUGCGCUGCCUCCACAGCCCCUUGCCCUUGCUCAGGUUCUUGGACCCCAGGCAGCUGGUGUGGAGCCCCUUGGCCAGGGCCAUGGGAGACCCGCGCAGUCAGCUCCACACUGGCCUCUGCAGCUGGGUGACCAGAGCCCCGGGCACGGCCCCAGCUCCGUGGGGCUCUCACGGUGCCAAUCACAAGACCCAGGGUUGUGCUUUUGAGUUUUAGAAUUAGUCAUUCUUUAGAGCAGCCAGCUAGUGGCAUUUCUAGGAAAACUGUGACCUGUGACAAAUCGCUGCAUUUUUAAUGUCAAGAUGUGUUUUCCCACAUAAAUUGACCGGAGACAUCCGGGCCCUGCUUCAAUGUAACAUGAGAGGAAGUCGGCGUCCUGGCCACGAAAUGCAGUUCACUUUUUUUUAGGCUUUUAUAUGGAUUAUGUUCUGCUGACCCAUGCCCGCAUUUUCAGAUUUUGUAUUUAACAGACAGUGCCCAGUGCAAAUCAACAUUCCAGCGGUCAGGACUGACCCCGGGGGAGCACUGGGCUCAGGCUUCAGCGCGACUGUCCGCAUGGCUCCCUCCCGUCCUGGCACCCAUUUCUGAAUAAAGUCCUUUCUACCAGCC
This is a messenger RNA of Pan troglodytes (chimpanzee), 7196 nucleotides long. It is a transcript of the gene KNDC1, whose product is annotated as kinase non-catalytic C-lobe domain containing 1. Gene Ontology annotation, cellular component: dendrite; guanyl-nucleotide exchange factor complex; neuronal cell body. Gene Ontology annotation, molecular function: guanyl-nucleotide exchange factor activity. Gene Ontology annotation, biological process: small GTPase-mediated signal transduction; regulation of dendrite morphogenesis. NCBI's taxonomy places the organism in Eukaryota, Metazoa, Chordata, Mammalia, Primates, Hominidae. Bases 410 to 5674 code for a protein of 1754 amino acids. The transcript is spliced from 30 exons. The record is from RefSeq and is a predicted model, not a curated record.